AUGGCAUCGCUGACAGGCGCGACGGGCCCCGCAGCUGCCAUCGUGCCCUUCUCGGAGGAGAAUGCAGUUGUACUCGACAAGUGGCUCUACGACGUGUGCGGGGUGGACGACCUCCAGUUCCCGUCGCAUCGGCGUGCGCAAUUCGCGCGCUACGUGGAGCGGCUGCCGUGUGUGGCGAAGACGAAGCGUUUUGUUGCCAACACCUUCGACUACCCAUCACGCUCCGGCACGCGCGAGGUGCUCGUGCUACAGAGGAUGCUGGAGGCACUGGCCUUGCACACACAGGCGGUGACGCGAGAAACAAAGCAGGUGCAAAGCAACGUGCUUCAAGUGCGACGCGUGUUGGAGGAGCGCACAAUGGGCGCCUCCGCCAUUGCGGAGGAGGAAAAGGCACACGCUGUUAGCGAAGCAGCGGCCGCAGUGGAGAGGCGGAAAGGCAAGGGGGCCGCUGCGGCAUCGGCGCUAUCAGCUGGCCCCGCUACAGCCUCGUCUGCCGCGCAAGCUCCAUCUUACGCGUCAUCCCCUCACGGUCAGGGCUACGUGCCGCUCGAUUCCACCGCCGCAGCGGGUGACAAUGGUGCUGCGACGCCUGCGAGGAGCUCAGCGACGACCCCAAAAUCGCAGCAGGCGGGCGACGAGGUCGUCAGUGAGGAUGGCGACGCCUCAGCGACCCAGCAACCCUUUUCUGCCGCCGUGCGGGCGGCGCGUCGUGCGGACUACGAUAAGAAGAAGGUGCUCUCUCUCCGCUACACGUCAACGAUUCGAGCAAAAGCGCAGGACAUGUCAAGGCAGCGGGCGGAGAUGGAGCAGCGACACGCACGUCUGCUGGCUGACAAGGAGCAGCUGGACAAGGAGUACGAAGCGCUGCAGACGACCGAACAGUUGGUCGUGGCCCGCCAUCAGGAGGCCGAGUCCCGCAAGAACGAGGAGACACUGCUGCUGAGCGAGGAGGCAGCCAUGUACGCAGCGGAGGAGGCCGCAUUCGACAUGGCGUCGGCGGAGUGCGCUGCGAUGCUCGAUGAGGAACCGGCAGCCUCAUGCAGCACAGGUGAGCCAGCGGACACAGCAGAGGGGCCGCCUUCCACGUCGCCGAGACCGAAUGUGCCGUCGCUCUCCCCGCCGUCUCACCCCAGUUCUGCUUCAUCGCACCCGCUCCCGGCGCCCUCAUCAUCGUCACACUCUCUCAGCGGCGAAGAUCCUGUCGACGCCGCCGCUGCGGCACCUCCGGAUACGACGCCAGCGACAGUGGCAGCACCAAAUCCGGAGGAUAACGCCGGCGACGGCCCAGGUGCUCUGUCCGGUCGGAACCCUAGUGGUUACUCGAGCAGCACCGCGCAGCCGCUUCUGCAACAACAGACCCUGGAGGUGCUGCGCCACCGACUCUCUGAGAUCGGCGCCCGCACCGUAGACUACCGCCGCCACCUGCUGAAUGAAGGGCACAUGCACCUCCAACGCUUUCUCCAGUCCCAGCAGCGACUCAAGGACUGGCAGGGCAUGGCGGCGCAGCUGCGACGCACCCACCACCAGCUGCGCGGACAGGUGGACGUCAUCCACACUGUUCUGUCCGACACGGCAAGCCGACUGGAGAAGAGCGGUGCAACGGCACAGCAAGCCGGGUACGGCAAGCAGCUGGCGCGGCUCAACGCACUGCUAAAGGAGCGGUCGUACGAGACCCUGCAGUACUACGUGGGCAGUCGCGAGGAUGCAGAGAUGAACAUGGUGCUCGACGCGAGCGCCGACGAGGAGCUGUGCAAGCUGCAGCGGCCCUCGCCUUCCAAAGCGUUGGUAUGCGGCGACUUGACCCCUCCUCGGGCCGGCUCGACAUCUGCAUCCAAUUCGACGACGCCGACGCCUCAGAGCGCCGCUGCCAGCUCUUCCCAUUCCAGUGACAAAGCCCUGCCGCCAUCCGGGUCCUGUCGCACACCUGUGCGCGAGACAGCGAGCAACGGCACCGCGGCUGCCGCCACACCCAGCAGUGGCACCGGCAUCCAAAGUAGCGUCGACUCACCGCACCGCCAUCGCAGCCGCUAUGAGCUCGUUCGCCAUCUGCAGCGGUGGGAAGCUGCGUUGCUGGCGGAGCGGCUGGCCAUCUUGAAGGCCGCGCAUAUGAUGCCCGGACCCAACAGCGGGACAGGGGCUAACACAAGGCAGUCGGACGGCUUCAGCGCCAGGCACGCCUAUAGAGAGCUGCGUGCGUUGUUGCUGCAGCAGAAGAACCCCGCUGGCUCGUCUUCGUAG
Molecule: messenger RNA, 2238 nt
Organism: Leishmania mexicana MHOM/GT/2001/U1103
Lineage: Eukaryota; Euglenozoa; Kinetoplastea; Trypanosomatida; Trypanosomatidae
Exons: 1
Coding region: 1-2238 (745 amino acids)
Source: RefSeq, a predicted model, not a curated record